Messenger RNA from Yarrowia lipolytica CLIB122, 1734 nucleotides. RefSeq lists its product as uncharacterized. NCBI's taxonomy places the organism in Eukaryota, Fungi, Ascomycota, Dipodascomycetes, Dipodascales. Gene Ontology annotation, cellular component: mitochondrial outer membrane. The record is from RefSeq and is a predicted model, not a curated record.
AUGGACGAGUUUCUCAGGGUGCGCGAAAAGGACGGUACUGGAGAAGACUCUCAGGACUCGGAAUUCCUUCUGCUCACGUUUGCAGCGCUGUCCAUGUACGGCAAUGUCGUGGACACUCUUGUGGAUCAGACCGUACCCAUCUCGCAGGAUCUGUACUACUGGCAGGAUGUUCACGACUCGUGGUACCGACUGGCAAUGCUGUUGGUUCAGACCGGCCCCAUUCGAAUCUUAUCGCUCGCCAGAGACAUCUACAAACGAUAUGAUUCCGUGGGCCGAAUCUGGGAUCGACUCAAGUUGACCGCCAAGAAGUUGUUUGAGGUGGUAAAGAGCGGAGGGGGGGUUCUGGUAGCGUCCUCUCUGCACGACGAGACAUCCUUGCGGUUCAGAACGUCUGUGUUCAUGUCCAAACCGCCUCUUUCGUUUGCCACAAGCCUACUGCUGUCUCCCAUUUCGGCCGUGAGACGCCAGGCACGAGAGAACCAUACCCAAUUGGCACAUAUCAAGAACUCACACGCUGCCGAUCUCGGUAGACUUGCUACGACACUAUUCUCAACAUCCAACACAGGCCCUUCUUCGUUCCUGGAUGAGGGGGUGCCCAAGAUCACGACGACGGCAGGACAGAACUGGAAAGAGAGCGUCGUCAAAAGCAUUGACGCAAUGACACAGACUCUGGGAUCAGGUAAGGAGACUAAAACCCUUGAUAUUACAAAAUCUGACACCGACAUCACUGGUCUUGCAACUGAGAUCAUCCAACUGUCAAAACUGUUGUCAGAUCACUCAGAACAGCAUAAGGAGGAUAUUCGCAAGUUUGGAAAACCGUCGUACUGGGUGCGGAUGUGGCCCACUUACAUUGUGGGGUCUGUGGCAACUGUCUUCACUCUGCUUUCGUUUCUCCACAACUGGCAGGCGAUUGUGGACUGGUUCCGAACGUCGGUAGUGUCAACCAUCCAGCUCUUCUUCCAGAAUUGGAUUGUUUCCCCAAUCAAGCAAAUCAUUCACACUAUUAGACACGACAACUCAUCCCAGAUUGCAGUCAUUUCCAAGCGAGCUCUACAGGCUGAUAUGGACUCUCUCGAGCGUAUGGUUGUGCAGUUUGCGGUCGAGAAUGACACACCUCCUCCUCCUGGGCUUCAUUGGACCAAGGAGGACAUUCAACAGGUCAAACAGGGUGUUCAGCAGGGAGAUAUCACUCCCGUGCUGAAGUCGUAUGAGAAGGAGAUCAUGACUCCCGUCAAGUCUCUAAUUGGCGGCUCUCUAAUCACUUCGUUGUUGAUACAGGUACAGAAGACCAAGGUGGACGUGGAGGUGGCCAUCUCCGGUAUUGAUCAGAUCCUCAAGAGUCAGGAGUUGGUGUUUGGAAUCAUUGCUGCUCUUCCGUCGUUUUCAGUCACUUGGUGGGUCUUCCAGUGGUUCACAGGUACAUUGCUGGGUCGACGACGGGCUUCUUUGGGCCUGAAGCGACAGAACUCCAAGGAUAUUGCUACUGAAACUCUUGGACGAAUUGACCGAGUCUUGUCUCUGCCUUGCACUUCUGUGGAGGAGACCAAUACCAAGGUAGGACUCAUUCUCUGUGACACUCAUCUGUUGAGAAGCAUUGGUCCUAGUUUGGUUGGCAAGCGUGUCAGAGAGUGGAACCGGGAUCUCGAUGAUGUUGAUUAUGGAUGUAGAGAGGGGGAUUUGGCGAGGGAUACUGUCAGAAGAAUGUGGUUUGUUUACCAGCGAUUUCUCAGAUAA